AUGGACCAGGUGCUGGCACAGAUUGUGGAAAAUCUAAGUGCUCAAAUGUGCGAGGAGGGCCUCGGGACAGAUGUGAAGGAAGAAGUCCCCGGUCGCUCCGACGAUAAGCCAUGCUCCGAAUCGCGGCUCGAUCGCGACAAGCGUGAUUUCAGGACAUGGCAAAAAAUCGAAUUUGCGAAGCUCAUCCGAGAACGCAAGCACAUCCUUUUUGGGGAAUGUGAUGGGGCUCUGGUGACAGCGAAGACGAAGGAAGAUGCAUGGCGCGACAUCCAGAGUGAACUCGAAACGAUGGGCGCCGAUUCGUUUAAGGGCAAGCAAUGGAUGAGGCUGAGAGAUCACGAUUGGCAGUACAUCCGGCGCCAUGCCAUGAAUCGGUUCGAGAAUGGGAAAGUAUCGACGGGCCGCCUUAGCGAGUUGGAUCAAAUCGUCGUAGAAAUCGUGCAGGGCGACAAGCCUAUCAACAACAAUGUUGCCCAGCGGCUCUACGCGCGGGAGUCAAACGACGUCUUCGGGGCUCAACUUUGCUCGCUACUCGGUGUAACAGAGCGACAGAGCCCUUCGUUUGUCGAACUCCAAGAAACCCCCGACGAUUACGCCAUCAUCACACCGCCGCCCUCAGGAGGCUCGUCAGACAACGCCGGGCCGGCAUUAUCUACUACCGGUCGAAAAUGCAAUGGGAUGGACAAUGCUCUACGAAAUGCUUUGGCCACAUUUGCCUGCGCUUUCCCGAGCCCCGAAGCUUCGUCUCCUUGUGCCGCUCCUCCACCCCUAUCAGCCACUCCGUCCAGAACAGCCACCGACCCUCCGCCUCCAAAACGCAGUCGCCCUGCACCCUCUCAAAAUGCAGAAGAGUUGAGACCAAGUCUGGAUCAACUACAAAGGCAAAAGCUGGAGUUGGAGAUUGAGCACAUGAUGAAUGAAGAACAACGGCGGCAGGAGCAACAUUCCAUCCAGAUGGAACGCCUGAACAUUUCAGUCUCAAUCCUCAGGAAAUGCCUGCAAUCCGGCACAUCGAACCCUGAUCGAUUGGCGGCGUUGCUGGAUCGAUUGGCUGAU
Molecule: messenger RNA, 1056 nt
Organism: Mesorhabditis spiculigera
Lineage: Eukaryota; Metazoa; Nematoda; Chromadorea; Rhabditida; Rhabditidae
Source: the annotation of a GenBank genome assembly